AUGAACCUCCUUUAUUAUUUAGGAAGCAUCUUAUUGUCAGCUAUUGUUUUUUCGUUUUUUCAAUAUUGUAGAAGAGAAGAGGAGAAACUGAGAAGAAAAAGAUUACUUUAAGAAGAAAAUAAAAGAAGGAUUGGACAAGAAAAAAUUAGAUAGGAGGAAGAGAGGAAGUAAUAAAUUGAAGAAGAAAAUAAAAGAAGGAUUGAAAAAGAAAAAAUUAGAUAGGAAGAAGAAAGGAAUAGAUAAAUUGAAGAAGAAAAUAGAAGACGGAUUGAAUAAGAGAAAAUUAAAUAGGAGGAAGAGAGGAAGUAAUAAAUUGAAGAAGAAAAUAAAAGAAGGAUUGAAUAAGAGAAAAUUAAAUAGGAGGAAGAAAGGAAGAAAUAAAUUGAAGAAGAAAAUAGAAAACGGAUUGAAUAAGAAAAAAUUAGAUAGGAGGAAGAAAGGAAGAGAUAAAUUGAAGAAGAAAAUAGAAGACGGAUUGAACAAGAAAAAUAAAGAUGGCAAUAUGAUGAUGAAGCAAAAAAGAAUUUAAAGCAAUAAGAGUAAAUUAUUAAAUAACACAUAUAACCUAUAACCUAAUAAACAUCGAUAUAAAAACAAAUUAGUAAAUAACCAAUUAAACAAUAAAUAUAAACAUUAAAUUAAGAAAUCAUUAAAAUAGAUAAUAAUAACAAUGCUACUAAUAUUUAAAAAUAAUUCUAAAAACAUUAAUAUUAACAAUAAUUAUUUAAAAAAUUAAAAGAUUCAGGAGAAGUAAAAGAAAUACCUCAUGUAAAAUAGAA
Molecule: messenger RNA, 779 nt
Organism: Paramecium pentaurelia
Lineage: Eukaryota; Ciliophora; Oligohymenophorea; Peniculida; Parameciidae
Source: the annotation of a GenBank genome assembly